Molecule: messenger RNA, 1006 nt
Organism: Drosophila yakuba
Lineage: Eukaryota; Metazoa; Arthropoda; Insecta; Diptera; Drosophilidae
Exons: 1
Coding region: 102-881 (259 amino acids)
Source: RefSeq, a predicted model, not a curated record
UGGGAAAUAGGAACAUUUCUACUCGAGUAAUAGGCUUUGCUCCAAGGGAAAAUCGGAAAAAAUUUACUUGUAAACAUUUUCAAAAAUGUAGUCAAGAGAUAAUGGAGGAGGUUUCCAAUACCGAUGUUGAGAAGGUGGAAACAAGUACGCCAGUAACAAGAACCAGAAAAAAGGUAGAGUCCCCUACAGAAUCUGGAGAAGGUCCUGUGACCCUCAGUUCUCAAGAAGUGUUACUCAGCACACACACGUAUACUUCACCAGAUGAUGUGCAUUCCAUCGGCACUAAUGAAGAUGUAAUACCAGACACUGUUUCCGAAUCACGUUCAUUACUUGUAUACGAUAAAUGCAAACCUGAAGAUGCUAAAAUAGAUGAUAAACAUGGUGGAGUAAACCUAGAUAGCUCCGGAAUCUCUGGAGAUAUAUCUCGUGGGAACCGAAUGAGUGCAGAUUCAAUGGAAUCGGAACUCAAUUCUGAUUUUAGUGGGGAGUUUUCAGAUAAUUGUGUAAGGAACUCGACGAAGAAAAAAAGAGAGUUAACUGAAACAGACGAUAGAGAAGACCCCGAAGAAGAGUUUAGGAAACAUUUUCUGAAAACGUUUCAGGACUUGCCUAGAAUAUCACAAAUCUCGCUAGACGAAAACCACAUAAAACCGCCAACAGAAAGAAACCAGAAAGCCGAAAUAGAUACAGAAAUGCAAAAUACUUCCAAUGAAGAUAUGGUAACGAUACCCACAAAUAUAUCAAAAAGUGAUGCAGCCAAAAAUGAGGAGCCGGAAAAAAAUAUAGCAGAAAACAUCGAAACAAACUUCCUUCAAAAUAGUGAUAUACAAGAAAAAGAGAAUGCCGAUGAAAUGCCUUCCUCCUCAAAUAAAAACAUGUAAAAGCAAAAAGAAUAUAAUAUAAUAAUUUAAGAUUUAGCCAAUUUGUCCGUAUUUAUAUCUUUGGCAUAACAAUUUCAGUAAUCUGGCCAUAAAAACGUAAAAAAUGAUUCAAAUUGUAAAUGCCA